CAACCGUCUCGCUUCGCCCUCUGAAUUUACUAAGCCCUAAACCCUAUUUUGCCCAUAAAUCCGUUGCAGUCAAAAACCAUGCUUCAAUUUUGUAGUUCCAGAGAAUUGGGUCAUGAAACUCUCAGGCAUCAUUGCUGUUCACCAAGUAAGCUUCAUUCUUUUCCCUCUCCUUACAAAGCUGGGGUUUUUGUGGGCUUUAUUAAUCUCGGUAACCUAAAGUAUGCUAAAACACAACACAUCCCUAAGCUCCUUACGGUAAAUAUAGAUCAAAGCUUUGAAAGAAGCGUAAAACAUUCACAGGCCAAGAAGCAGAACCCAAGAGCGUCGAGGGUUUCUGUUGACUCAAAAUCUUCACUCCCGCCUACUAAAAACUCUUCAGUUGAUGGUAGGAGAAAGAAGUAUGGAGGCGUCUUGCCUACGAUUUUACGCGCUUUAGAGUCUAAUGAUGAUUUAGAAAAUACCCUUAAUACGUUUUGUGACAAUCUUAGUCCGAAAGAACAGACUGUGGUUCUUAAAGAACAGCGCAGUUGGGAGAGAGUUAUUCGUGUUUUUGAUUUUUUCAAGUCACAAAAAGAGUAUGAACAUAAUGUAAUUCAUUACAAUGUUGUGCUUAGAGCAUUGGGUAGAGCUCAAAAAUGGGAUGAAUUAAGGCUCUGUUGGAUUGAAAUGGCACAGCACGGUGUUAUGCCCACCAAUAAUACUUAUGGAAUGCUUGUUGAUGUAUAUGCUAAAUCUGGUCUUGUUAAAGAAUCACUGUUGUGGAUUAAACAUAUGAGACUAAGAGGAAUUUUCCCUGAUGAGGUUACAAUGAACUCUGUUGUUAAGGCUUUGAAGGAUGUUGGAGAGUUUGAUAGGGCUGAUAGGUUUUACAAGGAUUGGUGUGAUGGGCGGGUUGAAUUGGAUGAUUUUGAAUUGGACUCAACUGUUGAUUUUGAUAAUGGAUCUGUCUCUGCACCAGUUAGUUUUAAGCAUUUUCUGUCAACUGAACUUUUCAGGAAAGGUGGGCGAAAUCCUAUUCCAAGGAGCAUGGAUUCAUUGGACAUAGAAAAUUCUAUUAGGAAGCCUAAACUAACAUCUACCUAUAAUACGCUGAUUGAUUUGUAUGGGAAGGCAGGUCGUCUUAAGGAUGCAGCUAAUAUAUUUGCUGAAAUGUUGAAAUCUGGGGUUGCAAUGGAUACAAUAACUUUUAAUACUAUGAUCCAUACCUGUGGAAGUCAUGGGAAUUUAUCAGAGGCAGAAUCUCUGCUUAAUAAGAUGGAGGAAAGGUGUAUAUCCCCUGAUACAAAGACAUAUAAUAUUUUUUUAUCUUUGUACGCAGAUGUGGGGAAUAUUGAUGCUGCCCUAAAGUGUUAUUGGAAGAUCAGGGAGGUGGGCCUUUUCCCUGAUGUUGUAACUCACAGAGCUGUUCUUCAUGUUUUAUGUCAGAGGAAAAUGCUACAAGAAGUGGAAGCCAUAAUUGAAGAGAUGGAGAAAUCUGGACUGCCUAUUGAUGAGCAUUCUCUUCCUGGAAUUUUAAAGGUGUAUGUUGAUGAAGGAUUGCUUGAGCAGGGGAAGGCACUUUUCAAAAAGUGCCAGUUGGUUGGUGGGCUGUCUUCAAAGACUCUGGCAGCAGUUAUAGAUAUAUAUGCUGAAAAAGGGCUUUGGGCUGAUGCUGAGGCAGUGUUCUAUUGUAAGAGACAUAUGGCUGGUCAGAAGAAGGAUGUUGUUGAGUAUAAUGUUAUGAUUAAAGCUUAUGGCAAGGCAAAGCUUUUUGAUAAAGCUUUUUCUCUUUUCAAAAGCAUGAGAAAUCAUGGAACUUGGCCUGAUGAAUGCACCUAUAAUUCUCUUGUUCAGAUGUGUGCUGCAGGUGAUCUAGUAGAUCAAGCAGUGGAACUUUUAGCUGAAAUGCGAGGGGCAUCAUUCAAACCUCAAUGUUUGACCUUCUCUUCUGUCAUUGCAUCUUGUAUUCGUCUCGGGCAGAUAUCUGAUGCAGUUGAUGUCUUUGAGGGAAUGGCAAUAGCUGGCGUAAAACCUAACGAAGUUGUUUAUGGCUCCUUAAUCAAUGGGUUUGCUGAGGCUGGGAACGUUAUAGAAGCUCUGAAAUAUUUCCGCAUGAUGGAAGAAAGUGGAUUGUUGGCAAAUCAGAUAGUAUUGACGACCCUUAUCAAAUGUUACAGUAAGAUUGGAUGCUUGGAAGAAGCUAAAAAAGUCUAUGAGAAGAUGAAGGAUAUGGAAGGGGGUCCAGAUAUUGUCGCAUCAAACAGUAUGAUCACACUUUAUGCAGAUCUUGGUAUGGUAAGUGAAGCCAAAUUUAUUUUUAACAAUUUAAGAGAAAAGGGUCAAGCAGAUGGAGUCUCAUUUGCAGCCAUGAUGAGUCUGUAUAAGAGCAUGGGGAUGCUUGAUGAAGCCAUUGAAAUUGCGGAGGAGAUGAAACUGUCAGACUUAUUAAGGGAUGUUAUUUCUUACAAUAAAGUGAUGGCAUCUUUUGCUACUAAUGGUCAGUUACGUGAGUGUGGAGAAUUAUUGCAUGAGAUGGUAACUAAAAAGCUUUUGCCUGACAAUGGGACCUUAAAAGUAUUGUUUACUGUAUUGAAGAAGGGAGGAUUUCCAAUUGAAGCUGUAAGUCAGCUAGAGUCUUCUUGCCAGGAAGGGAAACCCUAUGCUAUAGAAGCUGUCAUCACCUCCGUAUUUUCAGUAGUGGGUUUACAUGCUUUAGCUCUUGAAACCUGUGAAACUUUCAUUAAAGCUGAAGUGGCUCUUGAUUCUUUCAUCUACAAUGUUGCGAUAUAUGCUUAUAAGUCCUCGGGACAAAAUAACAGGGCAUUGAACGUAUACAUGAAAAUGCUGGAUGAGGGCCUUGAACCAGACCUUGUUACAUGUAUUAAUCUAGUAGGUUGUUAUGGAACUGCUGGCUUGGUUGAAGGUGUGAAGAGGAUACAUAGCCAAUUAAAAUAUGGAGCGAUGGAACCCAAUGAGUCCUUGUUCAAGGCUGUGAUUGACGCUUACAAAAAUGUAAACAGGCAAGACCUUGCUGAACUAGCUAGCCAAGAAAUGAAAAUUGCGUUAGAACCUGAGAAACAUUCUGAUUAUGAAUUUCAAGAGCAACAUUCUGAUCAUGAAUUUCAAGAGGAAUCUGAGGGAACUUUUCCAGUGCUAUAGAAUUUACUGCCUGGUCUGUUUGAGGUGAUUAGCUGAUAGUGUAAGAACUGUGUAUCUGCAGCAUUCUUCAAGAACCGAAAACUGUGUAUAUGUUAUUGCUGCAAUAGAUAACAGCUGGAAAAUUGUAACUUUAUUUUAGCUACAUCAAUAUUAAGUUGUACACUCUUUCAUAAUUGAAUAAUGAGUUUUGCUUCUUCUGUUGAA
Mangifera indica (mango) is the source of this 3342-nucleotide messenger RNA. RefSeq names its product pentatricopeptide repeat-containing protein At1g73710. Gene Ontology annotation, molecular function: protein binding. The coding region runs from base 79 to 3138 and encodes 1019 amino acids. The transcript has a single exon. Lineage: Eukaryota; Viridiplantae; Streptophyta; Magnoliopsida; Sapindales; Anacardiaceae. The record is from RefSeq and is a predicted model, not a curated record.